AUGAGCAGUGAUACAAAUCAAAGCAAUUCAGCUAUACCAAAUAAGGGUAGCAAAACAAAUUUCUUAAACAGUCAAAAUAUUUUAGGUAUAGAAAGUUUUUCACAAAUUAAUAUUACGAGUACGAUACCAAACUCAGCACAGUCCACCAAUGCUAAUCCUUCAAAAGACAGUCAUGCAAACACUACAAUAACAAAAGAUCAGGAAGAAAUUGAAGAAACACAGAGUUCAAUUAUAAUUCCACAACCUACAAACGUUGUAAAUAAAAGCAACCCAGAAAAGACUAAACAGAAAACAGGUAUUGCAAAUAUCGCAGAUGUAGGGUACAUACCGAAAGAAAAUGAAGAUGCAAGCGAAUUAACAUUGACAAUACCUACAGAACUAAAGUCACAGAUAAAUACAGAUCAAAAUGAUGUAGUAUCUAUUAACAGUGCCCCUGAAUCGUCAGAUACACACCCAACUGAAGAACGUAAUGAAAAUUCCAAAUCAAAACAAAGGGAAUCUUCAUUUACAGUUAAUUCUAGGCCAACAAGUAGUGAACCAAUGAGUAUAGCAGAUAUACAACCCCCAAAUGGAAUUAUAUUACAAGAGCCAUUUGCAAAUAAUGACAAAGAUACUGAUACUUUGAAGAUGAAACAAUCCGAUAUGCCUCUUAAAAUCCCAAGUAUCGAUAUGAUUACCAAGAUAGAUGAAAACUUUCAAACUAUGAAUAGAAGAUGUAGAACAAUUGAAGAAGAAUUAUUAAAGAGUAAUACAACCAUAUCUGAAAGUUUAAACAGUAUUUCUGAGCUAAUGCAGAAAUUUUUUAAGAAUCAAGAAAUUUUAAAAAUGGAAUUGGCAACCAUAAAAAAAUCUCAAUUAAAAAUCGAUGUCAAGAAUGUCAAACAUAUUUCAAAUAAAAUUAGACGAGAGAGACUGAUUGGUUAUGAAGAUGAUGUCGAAUAUGAAAUUAUAUCAAGGAAUUUACUUAGGGAGAGACCUACUUCAUCUUCUAGGACAGAAGAUGAUCAUAAGAGAAGGAAACUUUCCCCUAAUGAACAACGUCGAAAAAACAAAUCUAAACAGGUAAAACCUGAAAAACCAGUUAAACCUGUAAAACCUACUAAAAUGCAAAGAAUUGCAGAUGAAGUCUUUCAAAAGUCACACCCUGAAAUAGCAGAACCUUUAGAUUCCAAUAAACAGCAUGUAGAAUCCACCGAACAAACGAAGAUCAAAGUCAAUCCGAUAUCUCCAAUAAUAAUUAAUAAUGGAUCCACCAAUAUUCCUACAACUGCUCCUAAUGCCAUUUCUAAUAUGACAUAUAAUUCUGGACCUGAUAAGAAUUCUGUAAUCUACCAACAUGAUCCUUCUGCGCUUAAUUUCAGACGUACAAACGAUUUGUAUUCGAAUCCAGCUUCAAGUCUUGUAAAUCUUAGUGCAUCUCCUGAAUUUAGUAAACAACUAAGCUCAGUUACGAAGAAAUCUACUAAUCAUAUAAUAGAAAUGAACCGGCCCGCUAGAAUUCUUGGUGCACCCCAUACAUUAGGAGCAACGUCAACCUCACAAGUUAUUCCAAUUCCAGCCUCGAAUCCUCAGUCUAAAAUCAAACAGGAAGAAACUCCACUGUCUCUACCUAAUCCAGCCACUGUUCGUGAUAUCCCAGACAAUUAUGACAACAUGCAUAAUGACACCAUGGUUGACACAGAAUAUGACAUUCCUGAAAGUAAUAAUGAUGUUCAGGAUAGUCGUGUGGAGACAAAUCCAAUCAAAGAAUCGACCGGUCAACCUGAGUUACAGUCUGAGCCUGAGCCCGAGGUAGGACUUGAACUUGAACCUGAGCCUGAAUCUGUCGAAGAAAUUAGAAAACCUAAAGUAAAGAAUUUUAAAUUAACGUUGGCAGGUAAACAAAAAAGAACAAUACAGUUGUAUGUUGUGGAUGACGUCCUCUACACCGGUGAUUCUCCGUACUCUGCCAUAAGUCUAGUCUAUUUUGUUGAUUUGAAAUAUAGCGAGAUACGUAGGACACGAGAAACUACAAGCAUAAACUACACAUUUGGUUUCCCUCAUAUGUUAAUCGAUGAAGGUGAUAAGGCGAUGGAAAUCUUAGGAAUGAAUUUAAUGACACCUGAAUAUCUUCAGAGUGUAGAAUACUUUCUCGGUGAUUUCCUACAAGCAUGCCAUUUGGUUGAUGAUAAAUUAAAUCCCGGAUGUACUACAGAUAUAUGGAGAAGAUACCGUAAUUUGUUUCUAUUAUUAAUGAAUUGGCGUCAAUUAGCAAGAGAAAAACGUGGAUUUAGAAGGUAUACUAUACUUCACGCAGUUAAGGAAAUGGAAAAUUUUAGGUUACAUGUUAACCCUAGGGAUUCGGCCACCACAGAACCAUAUGGACUUAAUAAAAUAAAUCAAAGAAAGAUUUGCGAGUCUGGUGCAGUAAGGGGUUGGAUGUAUCAAGUAGAAACAACACUUCCCGUUAUUGGGCAAAAUGGCAUAAACGAAUCAAAUAUUAAUAACGCGUUGGAUGCAUUAUUGAAACCACCACCUAACAACCCUGCUUUUGUACCUUACGCAUUAGUGAAGGCACCUCAAGGUGUUGAGGUUGUAUGA
Molecule: messenger RNA, 2580 nt
Organism: Maudiozyma barnettii
Lineage: Eukaryota; Fungi; Ascomycota; Saccharomycetes; Saccharomycetales; Saccharomycetaceae
Exons: 1
Coding region: 1-2580 (859 amino acids)
Source: RefSeq, a predicted model, not a curated record